AUGGUACCUCCAUCGCCUAAACCACCAUCUUCUCGCCCAUUAGCCAUUACUGGCUUAAGCUGCCGCUUCGCAGGUUCUUCAAGCACACCAUCCAAGCUCUGGACUCUCCUUUCUUCUGGUACAGACGCAUGGUCCCCAAUCCCAGCCACACGCUUCGACGGUGCGUCCUUGUACCACCCUGAGCAGCAGCGACUAGACCGACAUCAUGUACAGGGAGGGUAUUUCCUCGACGAGGACAUCAGCGCAUUCGACGCGCCAUUCUUCGGAGUUGCAACGGAGGCGGCGGAGGCCAUGGAUCCUCAGCUGAGACUCUCGAUGGAAGGAGUAUUCGAAGCAUUCGAAGAUGCCGGCUACACACUCGAACGCAUGGCCGGUUCAAACACCUCGGUCUUUUCAGGCACAUUCGGCCGUGAUUAUAGUGACCGCCUUAUAAAGGACCCCGAAACGCUACCCGCGUCUUACUUCACUGGCAAUGGUGCCGCCAUGUACUCAAAUCGCAUUUCGCACUUCUACGACUUGCGCGGGCCCAGCGUCACUACAGAUACAGGAUGCUCGGGCGGUAUGGCGGCUCUGCACCUCGCGGCGCAGAGUAUCCGCAGUGGAGAGGCGAAAAUUGCGAUUGCAUGUGUCGCCCACCUGUCCAUGAACCCAGACCUAGUGAUCGCACUAUCGAACCUGGGAGUACUGAGCCCGCAGGGAAAAUGUCUACCGUGGGACGAGCGCGCAAAUGGUUAUGGGCGUGGCGAGGGCAUGGCGGUUGUGAUACUGAAAGACCUUGAUGAGGCACUGCGGGAUGGAGAUCAUGUGCAUGCUGUUAUACGAGAGUCUGUGAUGAACCAAGACGGUAAGACAGGGACUAUAACGUCGCCGGCAAUGCGAGCACAGCAGGAGCUAAUCCGGGAUUGCUACCGGCGUGCCGGGCUUAAUCUUGCCGAUACGGCGUAUAUCGAAGCACAUAUGACCGGAACGCCGACUGGGGAUCCGAUCGAGGCAGAGGCGCUGGCGACUACGUUUGGUGCGUCGAGGGCUCCGGGUAGGCCAGUGUACGUAGGGUCUUGUAAGGGAAACCUGGGCCAUACAGAACCCGUAAGCGGGCUGGCAGCGAUCAUUCCUCCGCAUAUCAAUUACGAGAAAACUAACCCGGCGAUACGUCUGGAAGAGUGGAAUCUGAAGUUACCACUUGAGACGACUCCGUGGCCGGCCGGGGCACCAUUACGGGCGUCGGUCAAUAACUUCGGUUAUGGAGGCACGAAUGUCCAUGUCAUUAUGGAGGCAGCGCCGCGAACGGCAGCUCUCUGGACCUCAUCUCAUAUAUCUAAUAUAAACGGACAGAAGGGCACAAGUAAAAGUUCUGUCAGCAAUGGCAUUACAGUCGACAUGAGCGAGGACGCUGAUGUGUCCCAGUCAUACGUAGUUAUACUCAGCGCGCGGCACUCGGCAGGUGUCUCGGAAAUGGCAAAAAAACUUUCCGUCCACCUUAGAGAGUCACUACGGCAGGAUCAUAAUCUAUCCCUUGCUGACGUAGCCUACACUCUUAGCGAACGACGAUCUCGCUUCCAAUGGUCGACGGCAAUUCAGGCAAUGAGUGUCGAACAGUUAGCUGAGAAGCUCGAGGACCAACAAUUCAAGAGCAUUCGUGCCGGUACGCCCCCUCGCAUAGGAUUUGUCUUCAACGGGCAAGGUGGGCAAUGGCCUGGAAUGGGUCGUGAGCUCCUUGCUCGUUAUCCUGUGUUCAGUGAUGCCAUGCGCAAGUGCACGUCAAUUCUCCAGGAGUCACACGGCGCAUCCUGGUCACUCUAUGACGAGCUGUGCCGCAACGCAGAAACGUCCCGUAUUGACGACGCAGAGAUUAGCCAGCCCGCAAACGUCGCGCUACAGAUUUGUUUGGUGGAUCUGCUCAAGUCAUGGGGUAUAGUACCAGCAGCUGUGGCUAGCCAUUCCAGUGGAGAGAUAGCGGCGGCAUAUGCUGUGGGUAUGCUCACUGCUGAAGAAGCGCUGGGCGUGGUUUAUCAUCGCGGCUCGAUCGCAGCCAGACACCGAGAUGAAGGUGGCUUGAAGGGCGGGAUGAUGGCCGCGCGACUAAGCGCCAACGAGGCGGAGGAGUAUAUCAAGGACACAUCGACCGGAAAGAUUGUGGUUGCUUGUGUCAAUAGCCCAGCCAGUGUCACACUCUCCGGCGAUCUCAGUGCCCUCGAUGAGGUUGCCGUACGACUGGCCAACGACGCAGUGUCUGCAAGGAAAUUGAAUGUCCCAGUGGCAUACCACUCUCAUCACAUGCAGCAAGUGGCUGAGAUAUACGAGGAUCGGCUGAACAGUAAAGUCGGCAGUAAAAGCAGCAUUCCAAAAAUCCCAUUCGCCUCACCUGUGACCGGUCGCCUCCUCGGUACCGGCGAAGGUCUUGACGCGAAGCACUGGGUCAAGAACCUCGUUAGUCCAGUCUUAUUCUCCAGCGCCCUAGAAUGCAUGGUGUAUGGGAGCGAUGGGCAGAAGACGCCCAACGGUGCUAGCGAUCACACUCCCUGUGUCGAUGUUCUGCUCGAGAUCGGAGCCCACAAUACACUCUCAGGCGCCAUCAAGGAGACUUUGUCCCAAACACCCAUUCCUUACACCACAUGUUUACGACGAAAUGCAGACGCUGUUAAGACAAUGCAGGCCGCAGCUGGUGAUCUUGUGACAAGAGGCUGUCCCGUCGACCUCUAUGUUGUCAACCACCCGUCGGGGGAAUCUGCCUCCUUCGUUCCAAAUCUACCCACGUACUGCUGGGAUCACCGCAACACAUACACGGUCGAGCCACGCACAUCACACCAGAACCGAUAUCGCCGCUAUCCUCCCCACGAACUUCUAGGAAGCUCUGCACCAGGCACGAAUAGUCUAGUUCCCACGUGGCGCAACUUCCUCCGCACCACUGAUCUCCCCUGGCUAUCUGACCACCAACUUGAGUCCAAGACUGUAUUCCCCGGGGCCGGUUAUGUCUGCAUGGCUAUCGAGGCCGUACGGCAGCUCAAGAUGUCUGCUGGAGCAAAGCAAGAUCCGGCGGCGUACCGUCUGCGCGAUGUCGAUAUUCAGAGCGCCCUUGUGAUUCCUCCGGACGCAACAGGCGUUGAAGUUGUCUUCACGCUCCGCGAUUGUAGCGAUAAGGAGUUGGACUACAGGGGAUGGCACGAAUUUGAGCUGUUCUCCAUUGGUCCAAACGACGCCUGGUCACGACACUGCAUCGGCUUCGUCUCCACCGAAGAUAUAUUGCCUAGUAAGACUACGUUCCCGGGAUCAGAUGAUGCCAUCAAUGGCGUCAGCCCCCACGUUCCAGAGAACCAGGGAGAGGUGGUUGAUGCAGAAGUCGUCUUUGACAGUCUACGGCGGAUGGGUAUAUACCAUGGCCCGACGUUCCGGCACCUGGAUGCGAGUCGUAUCCUUGGUCUAAAAUCUACCACUACGUUUAGACUGUCUGCAGAAGCACAGAAUAAACACAAUGAAUACGUCCUACACCCAAUUACUCUGGACUCCAUCUUCCAGACUUGUUAUUUUUCACUGCCCAGAGAGGCAAGAGAAGGUGCCAUGAUGGUUCCGCGGUCCAUUGGUAGCAUGACUGUCCCACGAGGCCUUUUACCAGAGACUGGUAAGCCUCUAACGUCAACUGUGGAGUUACAACGCUGUCGCAAAGAUGCCGGAAUAUUUGCAGGAACAGUUACCAUGGAGCCGAAGCAUGACCAACUUGGCCUGGCAUUGGAGAUAAGCAACUUCCGUGUGCAGAGGGUCGCCGCCGAUGAGGAGCCCACAGAUAACGUAUUCCGAGCCCAUUCUCAGGCGCGAUGGGAGCUUGACGUGCUUCACCGUGUACCCCAAGCUGUGAAGGAGUCAAUGCAGAUAGCUCUCUCGGAAGCAGAAUUAGCUGAUGAAAGGUCAUAUCGCGAAGCUGCGUAUUACCUAAUGGUUGAAGCGCUUACUGAGCUUCAGUCGGAGGAUUCUGAGACAUGGCAGUCGUAUCAUAAAAGGUACUUCCAAUGGAUGAAGGCCAUCACUGUGGCGGUGGAAACAGGGCAGCUAGAAAACGGACACGGGCUUCGGGCAAGCGCCUGGACUUCAACCUCUCAGACACACCGGGAAACGUUAUUAGACGCCGUGGCCAAGAAGAACGCCGGUGGACGACUUCUCGUGGACAUAGGGAGACAUCUUGCCCAGAUCAUUCGAGGCGAUAUCAACGCAUUGGAAAUUAUGACAGAGGGUGGUCUACUCGAACGCUACUAUGCCGAGACACCCCAGUUCAACCAUACCUAUCAGCACCUGCGAAGGACACUGGAGCUCUAUGCCGUCAAGAACCCUGGUGCAAGAGUCUUGGAGAUUGGCGCUGGUACUGGCGGUGCCACUACGUAUGCUCUGGCAGCCUUUAGUGCGAAAGACGAGAGACGAGCAACGAAGACAUUGGUCGGCCACUACGACUACACUGACAUCUCCAGCGACUUCUUUGCCGCAGCAAAAGAAAAGUUUGCUCAUUGCAGAAGCAAGAUGGAUUUUCGGAAACUGAAUAUUGAGGCCGACCCGAUACAACAAGGCUUUGAUGCUGGAACUUAUGACCUGGUCAUCGCGUCGCAAGUGUUGCAUGCCACAGUCAGCUUGAGAAACACAUUAACAAAUGUGAGAACGCUUCUCAAGCCUGGAGGCAAGCUGAUCUACCUGGAAGGAACACAGCAUAGCAUCAAUUUCGAGCUCAUUUUCGGGACUCUACCAGGCUGGUGGCUGGGUGAAGAGCCCUACCGCCAGAUGAGUGCUAUCGCUAACGUACCGACAUGGAAUAAGGUGUUGCGAUCAAGCGGAUUCACCGGGGUCGAUUUCAACAUUCAGGAUUGCGUGCAUACAGAAGUUCAAGUCAGCAGCCUGAUAAUGAGUACCGCAUUUAAAAUGCCCACAUUCCCCUCUCGCAUCUCUAUCGUUGGAGAUCGAGAUGCUCCACCAAACUGGCAUAGGGAGCUCGCUACCACACUGUACCACAAGACCGGGACAUCGCCACACAUUGAAUUUCUCGAAGAUGUCCAGCCAGAUGAGAAAACUCUGUAUAUCGUCACCGUCGAAAUGAGUAGGUGCCUGGUCAGCUCGAUGGACCAAAAGACCUUUGAGAAAUUACGGCAUCUCUUGGUGGAUGGCAUGGGAAUUCUUUGGGUUGGACGUGGUGGAUUUAUUGAUGCCGAAAAGCCUCAUUGGGGAUCGAUCUCGGGUCUUUUGCGAACGUUACGGCGAGAAGACACGAACAAGCGAUGCGUGCAUCUCGACUUCGACACCAACACGAAUCCUUGGGGUCUAGAAACAGUGCAGCACAUCAUGCAUGUAUUCGAAGAGUCAUUAGACUAUUCCACCACUGACAGUGACAUGGACUGGGAAUAUGCAGUCAAAGACUCGGUGCUGCAUGUCCUCCGAUACUAUCCUGAUGAAGCUCAAGAUGUGGCGAACAGCGGACAAAAGUCCUUGGCCGAGCCUCAGCCGUGGCGCGUACCAGGAAGAGACUUGCAGUAUCAACUGCCCGAGGGAUCCAUUGAUUUGCUCGACCAUAUCGCCUUCCACGAGGUACCUGAUGCAAAUGAUGACCUUCCGUAUGGCAUGAUUGAAAUCGACACCAAGGCCUUCGCACUGAACUUCCAAGAUCUCAUGCUAGCACUAGGCUUUGUGAAGGAAGUGAUGACCCUUGCACACGAAGCUGCCGGAGUCGUUAAGCGCCUGGGCCCUGGAACAGACCGGAGCGGUCUCAAGGUCGGUGAUCGUGUCUGUGGUGCGUUUCGUGGCGGUUUCGCCAGCACUAGCAGAGGAUGGUGGGAGAAUAUGAUCAAGGCUCCAGACGAAUUAUCCUGGGAGGAAGCAGCAGCUUUCCCGAUUGUCCACCUCACAGUGAACAUCAGUCUUGUCUACACCGCACGACUGCAGAAAGGUGAACGCAUUCUCAUUCAUUCCGCUGCCGGUGGUGUUGGUCAGGCUGCUAUUAUGUGGGCGCAGUCUAUUGGUGCAGAGAUAUUCGCAACCUGUGGGACCAAAGAAAAGAACCUCCUUUUGCAGGAAAGCUUUGGUAUCCCAGCUGACCAUAUAUUUUCGAGCCGAAACACCUCUUUCGUAACUGGGGUCAUGAAAGCAACGGAUGGUAAAGGUGUCGAUGUAGUUCUCAACUCCCUAGGUGGACCGCUGCUGAAAGCGACCUGGCAGUGUCUCGCAGACUUUGGUCGGUUUGUCGAAAUCGGCAAAAUCGACUUGCAUGCAGCGAAACGACUCGACAUGUCGCCCUUUGCGAGAAACAUAACUAUGUCUGGAGUCGACCUAAUAGCUUACAGCGAGUUGAAGCGAAUGGUGAUAGCCGACGCUUACAAGGAUAUCAUGAGACUAUAUCAUGCUGGAAAGUUGAGACCGGUUGUUCCCAUCACAACAUUUAGUGUUACCGACAUGGGCAAGGCCAUGAAGUUCAUGCAAGGGGGAACACAUACUGGUAAGUUGGUAAUCCAUGUGGAACCCAACAGUCUCGUCAGUGUAAUUCCUCGUACACCAGUCUUGGAGCUUGAUAAGAUGGACUUCAGCCAUCUGGUCGUUGGGGGUUUGACUGGUAUUGGAAAUACCAUCGUCAUGAGAUUAAUCGAUAAAGGGGCCAAAAAUAUUGUGGCCGUUUCACGUAAUGCCGUUUCCCACCGGAACGCGGCAGCGCUUCGGGAGAUGGCACAAGAGCAUGGCUGUAGGCUGCUUAUCCAGAACUGCGAUAUUGCAAACGAUGAGCAAUUACUUCAACUUGUGCAGGACUUGAGAGAGAAGGACAUUCCACCUAUCGGAGGAGUUGUUCAAGCUGCCAUGGUCCUUGAUGAUACAGUGCUUGAGCGGAUGACAUACGAGCAAUGGCAGAAUGGUGUAAGACCCAAGAUUGCUGGAACGUGGAACUUGCACAAUCUUUUACCUGAAUUGAACUACUUUAUCAUGCUUUCUUCAGGUACUGGCAUAACAGGCAAUCCAUCACAGGCAAACUACGCAGCAGGAAACACAUUUGAGGACAUGCUUGCUCGCCACCGCACCCAAGCCGGCCAUCCUGCACUCUCAAUCGAUCUAGGGGCUGUGGACGACGUUGGAUACGUGGCGGAGCAGGGCGAAGACGUGAUGAAGCGUGUAGGCACAGCAGUAUCGGCCAUUAGCCUCUCUGUGGAUCACGUAAUGCGCCUUGUCGAGGGUGGUAUCACGAAUCCGCUCCGUCGAGAUCAAGCGCAUAGCCAUACCAUCACGUGUUUCCCACAGUAUGCGGCCCUUCCCGAUGAUCGAGGGAUUAAGGGCGACAAACGAUUCGGCACACUGAGGUUAGGCGAUGACGAUAUAUCACCGACCGACAUUCAAUCCCCAUCGGCAAGCCGUGUACAAACGCUCAUUCGAGAGUUUGUUAACACAGGGCCGACUAUGGCCGAGCCAGAAGCCAAACAGCUUGUGCGAGAGUUGUUGUCAGCUGAGAUUGGGGAGCUAUUCAACAUAGACCCAACAGACAUUGAUCCCGCCGUUCCCUUGACACACCAUGGUGUAGAUUCACUGGUCGCUGUGCGAUUCCGCAAUUGGAUCAGCAGUGAGGUCAAGGCGCGGGUCACUAUCUUCGAGAUCUUACAGUCGGCUUCAUUAGUGGAAUUUGCGGGGCUGAUAUGCUCUCGGAGUAGUGUUCUCUCAAGGGUAUAGGAUGCGAAAGCGGCGGGUACUGGGAGAUACUUGGUGAGGGCGAUGUGUGAACGUAUCUUGCGGCGCGAUACGACUGCUUACCCACAAAUUGUGGCUGUUCACAUGUUAUUGGGGAGCUCAGAUAGUGAAAGGUAGGAUUUCUUCUCAACAGCAUUCAUCUCUACUACGUCAUGUAUUAAAUUAGACGGUCUCCAGAUAGUUUGUAAUUGAUACCAGAGUGGAUGCUUGAAUGCAUAGAAGAG
Molecule: messenger RNA, 7913 nt
Organism: Pseudovirgaria hyperparasitica
Lineage: Eukaryota; Fungi; Ascomycota; Dothideomycetes; Acrospermales; Acrospermaceae
Product: polyketide synthase-like protein
Exons: 5
Coding region: 1-7671 (2556 amino acids)
Biological process (GO): secondary metabolite biosynthetic process; fatty acid biosynthetic process
Molecular function (GO): phosphopantetheine binding; fatty acid synthase activity; oxidoreductase activity
Source: RefSeq, a predicted model, not a curated record